GACCGCCCCCUUGUAAGAUAAAAAUAUAAGUAGUUUAUUUUCACCCCCCUAAAAAUUUAAGAGCCUUCACACUAACCCACCAGUUUAUCAACAGCCUAAUGCUGGACCCCCCAGUGAGGAACAGCAGGUAGGGGAGUGAUGUGGUUUUGUGUGUGGCCCACAGCCAGUCAUAUUCUGGAUGACUGUGAGUGAGGAGACACAAUAAAAUUAUGAUCACUCCAUAACUGGCUGUUUCAUCCUUAUUUUCAGAACCCUCCCGCCCCCUUCGCCUGGGCCCGGGGUCUACAUUUGGCGAUCUUGCCAGGACAGGUGCAUUUGGUAAAAGCAACAAGCCAAACUAAAUGGUGUGCGCCUGUUCUGGGACCACGAACUGCAGAUGAAGAGAAACACGACACUCCCUUGUUAGCCAGUUGUCCUUCCCAGGUUCGAGAUGACCACCCUUGAUGAAAUCCACAGCAUAGUCCACGCCCUGCUGCAAUCGGCAACGAGAGAGGACCUGCUACAGGUAUGUGCUUUGGCCGAAAUCGAGGGUGAGGGCAAGACCACCCAUGCCCUCCUCCGCCAAGUCCGGAGGUAUCUCUGUAGUGAUGAAGUUGAAAAGAGUGAAGAUGAAGGCUUUUCAGUUUUGCAGCAGAUGGUGAAAACUCUGAAAGCAACCCCUAGCCCUGAUCCUACAGAGAUGCCCUCCAACAGCCAGCAGAGUGCAUCAACGACCACAGCAGCGGUGACAACUGGACCAAUCUUUCGGCGAGAAUAUAAGAUCUUUGGACAGAUCGGAGAUGUGGGUCAGAAGGACAAAAUUACCUUUUUGUCUCUGAUGCACCAGAUUGAGGCCGGUUUAGCUAAAGGCUACAAGGAGAGAGAGGUGGUAGAAGGAGUGAUUCGUGCGAUUAAUCCAGCAUCACGCCUGAGGAGCUACCUCGAAGGAAAACCGACGCUUACACUCGUAGAUGUCCGACGUGUCCUGAGAUCACACUAUCGAGAGAGCGAUGCUACAGAGCUGUACUAUCAGCUUUCCAGAGCACGCCAGGAAGUGAAGGAGACCCCCCAGGAAUUCUUAAUCCGAACCAUGGACCUGCAGCAGAAAGUUCUAUUUGUUUCGAAGGAGGUGACGGCAGGCCCAAAGUACGAAGCAGCACAGGUAAGGGCGAUGUUCCUCCACUCACUGCAAACAGGGUUCCGUAGUGAAAUAGUUCGCAUCGACAUGCGCCCUUAUCUUCAAGACCCCACAGUCGUGGAUGAGGAGCUGUUAGAAAAGCUUAACAUAGCAGCCAGUCACGAGACAGAGCGGCAGCAAAAACUCCAUUCAUCAAAGCACGUCACAGUAAGCAGCCUUGCAAAUAGUAGUGAAUCCGAAUCAGAGGCCCCAAAAACGCCCACCCCGAGCUUCCCAAAACCCAACCCCCUUGCUGAGGACGUACGAGAGCUGAAGACACAGGUCGCUGCUCUUGUCUGUGCCCUACAGACUAGAGGCAACAUAUCUGCUGACCAGACUCAGAGAAACCCUCGCCCUCGAGGCCCCGCCCGGAGAUGGGGUUGUCAACGGUGUAUAGAGCAAGGAGUAGGUGACCAUUGCCGCCACUGCUUCAGAUGCGGAUCACCUGAUCACCUCAUUCGCCAGUGCACUUCGGGAAACGACAGCGGGUUACUGCCAAGGGACAAGCAGUAA
Molecule: messenger RNA, 1669 nt
Organism: Asterias rubens (European starfish)
Lineage: Eukaryota; Metazoa; Echinodermata; Asteroidea; Forcipulatida; Asteriidae
Exons: 2
Coding region: 431-1669 (412 amino acids)
Molecular function (GO): nucleic acid binding; zinc ion binding
Source: RefSeq, a predicted model, not a curated record